Molecule: messenger RNA, 2499 nt
Organism: Nematolebias whitei (Rio pearlfish)
Lineage: Eukaryota; Metazoa; Chordata; Actinopteri; Cyprinodontiformes; Rivulidae
Product: extracellular calcium-sensing receptor-like
Exons: 8
Coding region: 1-2499 (832 amino acids)
Biological process (GO): G protein-coupled receptor signaling pathway
Cellular component (GO): membrane
Molecular function (GO): G protein-coupled receptor activity
Source: RefSeq, a predicted model, not a curated record
AUGAAAUGUAAAAUGCAGAGUACACGUUGUUUACCUGCCUUCUCAGUGGAUGGUGACUUUGUUAUUGGUGGUAUAUUUUCUAUUCAUUACAAACUGCAUGCAGUGAUUUAUAACUACACCACCAAGCCAGAACCUUCAAGAUGCAGUGGCAGCAUUGACGCUCGGGACCUGCGUUUUGCUCGUGCAAUGAUCUUUGCAAUUGAAGAGAUAAACAACAGCACAAAGCUGCUUCCAGGCAUCAAACUUGGAUAUCAGAUCUAUGACUCAUGUGCUUCAGUGCCUGUGUCUGUGCAUGUGGCCUUUCAACUAUCAAACGGACAAGACCCUGAAUUUUAUAAAGGCAGCAAUUGUUCCCAGUCUGGAGUGGUGAUGGCUGUUGUUGGUGAGUCUGGAUCAACUCCUUCCAUCAGCAUGUCCCGCAUCUUUGGACCCUUCAGUAUCCCAUUGGUGAGCCACUUUGCUACUUGUGCCUGUCUGUCUGACAAGCAGCAGUACCCGACUUUUUUCAGAACAAUUCCCAGUGAUCAUUUUCAGGCUGAUGCUCUGGCCAAACUGGUGAAACACUUUGGCUGGACUUGGAUAGGUGCUGUCCGCUCAGACUCAGAUUAUGGAAAUAAUGGAAUGGCAUCUUUUCUUGAUGCAGCACAGAAAGAAGGAAUCUGUGUGGAGUACUCUGAAUCUUUUUAUCGGACCGACCCAAGUAGCAAGAUAAAGAGAGUAGCUGAUGUUAUUCGCAGGUCUACAGCAGUGGUUGUUGUAGCUUUUUUGUCAAAUGGAGAAAUGAGAGUUCUGUUGGAGGAACUGGCUCAGGCGCCUUCACCUCCUCGUCAGUGGAUAGGAAGUGAGUCCUGGGUAACUGACCCGAACCUAAUGAGCUUCAGUUUCUGUGCAGGAGCUAUUGGAGUUGGCAUUCAGCAAUCUGUCAUCCCAGGAUUGAGAGAUUUCCUACUUGAUCUUUCUCCCACCCAAGUAGUCGCCUCUUCUCUGCUUACAGAAUUCUGGGAAAACUCGUUCAACUGCAGCUUAAAAAAAUGUGAGCAAGAUCCUGAUCCAGACAAGAGACUGUGUGAUGGAACUGAAGACAUAAUGUUGCUUAAAAAUCCCUACACUGAACCGUCACCAUUAAGAGUCACUAACAUGGUGUACAAGGCUGUUUAUGCAAUAGCUCAUGCGAUUCACAAUGCAUUGUGUCAGGAAACAAAUCUCACCACUCAGUGUUAUAAAUACAUCAAACUGCUGCCUAAACAGGUUUUUACAGAAUUAAAAAAAGUAAACUUUUCUCAAAAUGGUUAUCCAGUGUCAUUUGAUGCUAAUGGUGAUCCAGUGGCUUUUUAUGAGCUGGUCAACUGGCAGAAGAGUGAGAGUGGAGGUAUUAAGAUGUUAACAGUAGGAUACUACGAUGCAUCACUGCCAAUAGGCCAGGAGUUUCGUAUAAACAUGAACAUAACCUGGAUGGAGGGUAGGACCCAGGUUCCAGUGUCAGUGUGCUCAGCGAGUUGUCCUUCAGGAACUCGGAAAGUGUUGCAGAAAGGAAAACCCAUCUGCUGCUAUGAUUGUAUACCAUGUCCUGAAGGAGAGAUCAGUAAUACAACAGAUUCUCAUGAUUGCUUCCCUUGUCAGAGAGAAUUCUGGCCGAAUGCAAAAAGAAAUGCGUGUCUUUCAAAAUCUAUGGAGUUUCUGUCAUUUGAUGAUGUUCUGUCAAUCACCUUGAGUGCUUUCUCUGUUUUGGGGGCUUGUCUGGCCAUGAUCACAGCAGCUAUUUUCUUUAAUCACAGAACAACUCCAAUUGUCAGAGCCAACAACUCAGAGCUGAGCUUCUUGCUGCUCUUCUCUCUGACUCUGUGUUUUUUAUGUUCAUUAACUUUCAUUGGAGCUCCCUCUGAGUGGUCCUGCAUGCUGCGACACACAGCGUUUGGUAUCAUAUUUGUUCUCUGUAUCUCCUGUGUUCUUGGGAAAACUGUAGUGGUUUUAAUGGCCUUUAAAGCUACACUUCCAGGUAGUAAUGUCAUGAAAUGGUUUGGGCCUCCACAGCAAAGAAUGACUGUUGUGUCUCUCACAUUAAUUCAGGUUUUAAUAUGUGCCGUUUGGUUGAUUCUCAGUCCUCCUUUUCCAGUAAAAAAUCUGACAACAUACAAGGAGAAGAUCAUCCUGGAAUGUGCAUUAGGCUCUGCUGUUGGUUUCUGGGCUGUGCUCGGGUACAUUGGUCUGCUAGCUGUUUUUUGCUUUGUGUUAGCUGUUCUAGCUCGAAAACUACCUGAUAAUUUUAAUGAAGCCAAGAUGAUAACCUUCAGCAUGCUGAUCUUCUGUGCAGUGUGGAUCACCUUCAUCCCAGCAUACGUCAGCUCUCCUGGAAAAUUUACAGUGGCAGUAGAGAUAUUUGCUAUUCUGGCCUCCAGUUUUGGACUCAUACUAUGUAUAUUUGCUCCAAAGUGUUUCAUGAUCAUAUUUCAGCCCAAGAAGAACUCCAAAAGAUAUUUAUUGAACAAAAAUCAAAUGUAA